AUGCGUUUCCCUGACCGCACCACGCCGAUCGGCCAAAUGAUCAACGCGUACUUGACUGGCGCGAGCGAACAGGAAGACCACGUCAUCCACCUGCUCUUUUCAGCUAACCGCUGGGAGGCUGCCGCCAAAAUCAAAUCACUUAUUGCCGAGGGGACUACCGUUGUUAUUGAUCGUUAUUAUUAUUCCGGUUGCGUCUACUCAGCCGCAAAGGAUAAUCCGUCUCUUUCGCUAGACUGGGCUAGGCAUCCCGAGGUGGGACUGCCGCGGCCUGACGUUGUUGUGUUUCUGGAUAUUUCGCCUGAGAAGGCGGCCCAGCGCGGCGGCUUCGGCGUCGAGAAGUAUGAAAACUCGAAGAUGCAGAAGCGUGUCCGGGAGUUAUUCGCCGACAUAAAGACACUCCAGCAGGAGGGUCAAGACUUUGUGACUAUUGAUGCUGGGGACACUGAAGAUGAGGUCGCAAAGAGAGUUGAGGAGGUCGUUUUAGAAGUGGUCAAGAAGGUGGACGAGAUGGGUAGUCCUUUGAGACUCGUGGAAUCGAUAUGA
Messenger RNA from Lasiodiplodia theobromae, 543 nucleotides. Its product is annotated as Thymidylate kinase. Gene Ontology annotation, biological process: dTTP biosynthetic process; dUDP biosynthetic process; dTDP biosynthetic process. The coding region runs from base 1 to 543 and encodes 180 amino acids. Gene Ontology annotation, molecular function: dTMP kinase activity; ATP binding. Gene Ontology annotation, cellular component: cytosol; nucleus; cytoplasm. NCBI's taxonomy places the organism in Eukaryota, Fungi, Ascomycota, Dothideomycetes, Botryosphaeriales, Botryosphaeriaceae. The transcript has 2 exons. The record is from RefSeq and is a predicted model, not a curated record.